Messenger RNA from Fulvia fulva, 834 nucleotides. RefSeq lists its product as uncharacterized. Bases 1 to 834 code for a protein of 277 amino acids. The transcript is spliced from 3 exons. Lineage: Eukaryota; Fungi; Ascomycota; Dothideomycetes; Mycosphaerellales; Mycosphaerellaceae. The record is from RefSeq and is a predicted model, not a curated record.
AUGGCGACACAACAACAGAAUCACCACACGCAGCAACUCGACGUGGCGACGCAAAAGCACUGGCUACUGCAGACUCCCAAGGAGUUGGUCGCCGACUUCAACACCAAGAAAGGCGAAAAUCUAGCAGUCCUCAAAAUCAGCAUCUACCUCUUCCAAGGCGACCACGUCCUGCUCUUCCACCAGCGCGAUCGCCCUUACCCGGGAGAACAGGAAGAAUGGAUUGUCCCUCACGACAUCGUGCGCGUUGAUCGGCCCGCAUCGCACCCAACGCAACAGGCCGUAGCCACGAUUCCAAUCCGCAUCCGCACCCUCCACUACCUCGCCUCCAUGCGCGUCCCCAUCCCCCUCCUGCACGAAAUCCAAUUCAUGGAAUUCAGCAAACCAGAACCCCUCUCCAUACACUCCGGCGAGACCCUCCACAUCUGGGCCAUCCUCACCCUCUACCCACACCCCCUCCCCCCCGAAACCCGCGAAGCUUUCCUAACCACCCUCAACAACAACGCGGUAUACCGCUGGGCGACCGAAGCCGACGUGAACCAAAACCGCAUCAAGACCCCCGCCUUCGAUACCGACAUUACACGAUCCGACCAACUCCACAUCCUCGACCUCAAAGCAGCCUUCAAGCGCCUCUCCCUCUGCUGCAAAUUCAACAUUACCCACGUGCCCCCCCUCGCAAGCCUCUCCACAACAGGGCACCACAUCCUCGCCUCCGUCCUAGAAGCCCGCGCAAUGCGGUAUGCAGGCGAUGCGGGCCGGUACGGCAUGAUUCUGCUCAGCAACACGUCUCCGCGGAAUCUUAUCUGGGGAGGUGUAUACGAUUGUCGGGGCGUUUAA